AUGUGGCGAUAUUUUACCUUUUUACGACUCUCUGAACAAAAUUAAGAAAUAGUUUAACGUUCAAAUGAACAAAAACAAGUCUCUUAAUAGAAUAAAUGCGAGCAGAAAUAAAAAAUAAACAUAGUAAAUAAUAUAUUGAUGUAAUUUUUGACAAUAAGCAACUCAUAUUGGUGAAUAUGAAUUACCGCAACCCUGAUUCACCAUAGACAGCCAUGUUACUUUUUGUUAAAAAAUUAAGAUUUCGCUACUUCUAUAUACAUUGAUUUGUUCUUUGUGAUACAAUUGCUGCGUAUUUGGUUGGAUUAAAAUAAUUUUUAAUAUGUUUUGCAAACUAUGCGACAAAUAUUCAGAUGGUUUGCUAGGCAUAUUCAAAGAAGAAGGUGUUGAAAUGGGUAUUGCUGAUAUUAUCGGAUUACACUUUUGGUUUAAGUUACACUCUGAUGAUGACAUAUAUGCAGCGAUAUGCCAAGCUUGCUGGUUAAAAUUAAACGACUUUCACCAAUUUUAUAAAAUGGUAGAGAAGGCUCAUUCAGUACUUGCUGAUAACAGCAUUAAAAAGGAGCCUCUAAGUGAAUUAAUGGACAUUGAAUUUAUUGAUCCUGAUCUAAGUAUUAAAGAAGAACCCGAUGAAAAGACAAAUUCGAAGGCUAAAAAGUCAACAGACAACUCCCAAAUGAUUGUCCGAAAAAGAUYAAAGGUCGAUCAAGUAUUAAAUCAAGUUCGGAAGACAAAGAGAUGGUUAAAAAAUACAUUCCAAUGAUCUGCGAGUUGUGCACAUUUUUCAGCGAGGACUAUUCUUCAGUUAGAAAACACUUCCRAAAACAGCAUCCAAAAAUAARAUCAUACGUAAGAUGUUGCAAUAARAAAUUAUUUCACCCUMUUGAGAUCGUACGUCAUGCGUAUAAACACGACAAYCCUGAAUUCUUUAGGUGUAAAGACUGUAAAAAAAAUUUUGCGGAACAGUCAACACUCUCCCGUCAUAUGAUAACUGCCCAUGCACCAGAGGAGGAACUAAAUUACAAUUGUGACCAAUGUCCUAAGAGAUUUCCUUGCCAAAAGAAACUUGAAAUUCAUAAAAACUCGCAUGUGCCCCAGAACGAGCGAAUAUUCGUUUGUGACCUAUGUCCUAAUAGUCGCUUCGCCAGUAAUGAUCUUUUGAAAAUUCACGUAUGCAUGCGGCACCGUCGACCAACCAAUGUUUGUCAUGUGUGCGCUAAAGAGAUACGGGAUAAAGCAUCAUUUGAAAAGCAUGUGCGAUCGCAUUUCGAUGAUGGUGGUCCAAAGGUAAAAUGCACAUUGGAUGGUUGUGAUCGUUGGCUCAAGGAUGAAGAUAAUCUUCGACGACAUAUACGAAGAUUGCAUACCAAAGAUCAAAAAGCGGUCACAUGUGAUACAUGCGGACGGGAAUGUAAAAAUCAAGAUGCUUUAACAAGACAUAAAUAUCGGGUUCAUUCAAAUAUUGUAUUUACCUGCGAGGAAUGCAAAAAGACUUUUAAGCGAGCGAUUCAUUUGCGGGAACAUAUGGCACAACAUACUGGUGAAAUUCUUUACAAAUGUCCAUUUUGUACGCGUACUUCCAAUUCAAAUGCAAAUAUGCAUUCGCAUAAAAAGAAAAUGCAUCCCCUAGAAUGGGAGAAUUGGAAAAAAACAAAUAAUGGAAGUUCACAGCAGAUAUUGAGUAAUCAACAGGAAAAUACACAAAGCUUGUAUUCAUUAUAUAACAAUUAACACAUAACCAUAGUAAAUGUUUUUGAAUUAAAUAUACACACAUAUGUACAGUUAGUACAAUAGCGCUUGGCUGCGGAUAUUUGAUUAUUAUUAAAUAUGUCUAAUGACUCGACAUUUUAUAUCACAAAUGCGCUCCAGCCAGUUAUUGUGGUGUAAUCGCUAUAUUUUCUAAGAUUUAAGCGCUAAUGUUUUGGCUAGGCUAUUGAGUUUUGAGUUUUAAGGCUUUCAUUUGCAAUAAAUUUGUAUAUUCAGUGGUGACCUUACAAUUAGGAAGGAUAUGCUAGAAAAAAUCGUGCACUGUAAAUUAUGAGUGCCGUUAUUCAUAAUGUACACAAUGAACGAGUUUUGUAAGGUAAAUACAUGACAAUUUACUAAUUGGUUAUUAAAAAAAUCAAAAUUUGCCGGUUUGUGUUUCUUAGCUGGUCAUGCAAUUAGAAACGUGGAGUUUUUAUAAUCUUGCACCCAGUUGCUACAGAGUAUUAUA
Messenger RNA from Bactrocera latifrons, 2212 nucleotides. Its product is annotated as transcription factor grauzone-like. Gene Ontology annotation, molecular function: DNA-binding transcription factor activity; zinc ion binding. Gene Ontology annotation, cellular component: nucleus. NCBI's taxonomy places the organism in Eukaryota, Metazoa, Arthropoda, Insecta, Diptera, Tephritidae. The record is from RefSeq and is a predicted model, not a curated record.